Molecule: messenger RNA, 2541 nt
Organism: Cotesia glomerata
Lineage: Eukaryota; Metazoa; Arthropoda; Insecta; Hymenoptera; Braconidae
Gene: Inx2
Product: innexin inx2
Exons: 1
Coding region: 356-1432 (358 amino acids)
Biological process (GO): phototransduction
Cellular component (GO): gap junction; plasma membrane
Molecular function (GO): gap junction channel activity
Source: RefSeq, a predicted model, not a curated record
GGGAGAGAGUCCCGUCGCAUCGGACAGCCGCUCAGUCCCCAACGCCCGUAGAUCGCGAGAGCGUACAAGCGAACCCCGAGGAGAAACGCUCUCUGCUUUUCUUUUUUAAGCAACAUUUUCAAACAAAUUAUUUAUAAAAUAGACAUAAAUAAAAAAAGUAAAUAAAUUACUUACUUAUUAAUUUUAAAAAUAAAAAAUAUUUUUUAAUUUAUCCAAUUGGAGUGGUUAAUUAAAAAAGUGAAAAAAUCGGGAGUUCUGCGCAGAAAAAAACCGCGAAACCGGAUUCAAAUCCGGAGUGUGAAGUGAAGUUUUAAAGUAGUAUUUAUUUAUUUUGAAAAAAUAAAUAAACCAAACAAUGUUUGAUGUUUUCGGAUCAGUUCGGGGCUUGCUCAAGCUCGACCAAGUGAACAUUGACAACAAUGUAUUUCGGUUGCACUACAAAGGAACGGUGAUCCUGCUGAUCGCGUUCUCCCUGCUCGUGACCUCCCGGCAGUACAUCGGGGACCCGAUCGACUGUAUCGUCGAUGAAAUUCCAUUGAACGUGAUGGACACCUACUGCUGGAUCUACUCAACCUUCACAGUACCGGAUCGGUUCGGAAUUAUCGGCAGGGACGUGGUCCAGCAGGGAGUCGCGAGUCAUGUCGAGGGCACCGAUAAAGUUAAGUACCACAAAUACUACCAGUGGGUGUGUUUCGCCCUCUUUUUCCAGGCGAUACUAUUCUACGUUCCGCGGUACCUGUGGAAGACCUGGGAGAGCGGAAGACUGAAGAUGCUCGUCCUGGACCUAAACUGCCCGAUCGUCACCGACUCCAGCAGAACUGAACGCAGCAAACUUCUGGUCGACUACUUCAAGACCAAUCUGCACACGCAGAAUUUGUACGCUUAUAGGUUCUUUUUCUGCGAGAUUCUCAACUUCGUCAACGUCGUGGGGCAGAUCUAUUUUAUGGACUACUUUUUGGACGGAGAGUUCUCCACUUACGGACGAGAUGUCGUGAGGUUCACCGAGAUGGAGCCCGAAGAAAGAGAAGAUCCGAUGGCCAGGGUUUUUCCGAAAGUGACCAAGUGCACGUUCCACAAAUACGGAGCUUCAGGAACGGUCCAGAAGUUCGAUGGACUCUGCGUUCUUCCGCUGAACAUCGUUAAUGAGAAGAUCUACGUGUUCCUCUGGUUCUGGUUCAUCAUCCUGUCGGUGAUCAGCGGACUGAGUCUUCUUUAUCGCCUUGCAGUAGUUCUUCUUCCAAAAUUGAGGCUGAUGAUUCUUCGCGCCAGGUCUCGCAUUUCUUCCCAGAACGAAAUCCAGACGAUAUCCAACAGAUUCCAGAUCGGAGACUGGUUUGUUCUCUAUCAAUUGGGGAAAAAUAUCGACCCUCUGGUGUUCAAGCAGCUGAUUACUGAUCUAGCCACGAGAUUCGAGGGAAAAGAGAGUGUUUAGGGCUAGAAGACUUUAGAAUAAGGGAGUUAAAAUUAUUAUAAUAAUACGAGAUUAUGAAAAUGAUUUUAUUUAUAUGAUUGGACGUUUGUCGCGGCCCAAAUUUAGAUUUGAUAAUAAUAUUUGAUUUUGAGAUGAAGGGUUGUUUUUAAUUUUAAUAAGAUUUUAUAUUAUGACAAUUUGGGUCGCGGCGACUCUAAUUGUGUGAUAAGAGGCGGACGGCGUCGGAAUUUUUUUCUGCCAUUGCUGUUUUUUUUUUUUUUUUUUUUUUUUCUUAAGUCUUGUGAGUGCCUUUGAUCUGCACGGUACUUUUCUUAUUAUUAUUCUACUUUGGAGAUUGCUUUGCCCUUCAAAUUAGCGGGAUUCGAUAUGGUCGGAGUUUGUAAUGUAUCUUUACUUUUUUUAUGGAUCGUUUCGCUGGAGAUUUUUUUUAUAAUUGAUUUUGGAAGUUGGGUUGGGAUUUUUUUUUAAUAUUACAGGGAAUUUUUAAAUAAUUUUUUAAUGAAAAAACAAAUUUCUUUUUUUCGUAAUUUUAGUAAUGUUAAUUUUUUUUAAGAAUUGAAAAUUUGCGAUAUAAUUUUUAUAAAAUUGAAGAGCAAGUUUUUAAUUGUUUGAUUAAUAUUUAAUUUUUUUUUUAUAUAGAUAAAAAUUGUUGAGUGUUGAAAAAUUUUUUUACCCAGAACUGAUCACAAAAUUUGAAGAUGAAGAAAUUUUUUAGAUAAGGAAAUAAUAAUUGUCAAAUAGUAAUUUCCAAUCGAUAAAAUUUUCUAGCACGGAUGAAAUUUAUUUGAACAAUUGUUUCCUAAAAUUUAUUAUAAAUCCCCAGACUCUAGAUAGAAAAACAGACACGUGGACAAUAGUAAUAAUAGUAUUGUAGUCUUACUACAAUAAGGAAAUAGUGAAAGUUCAAGGGUACGAGACAAUAUACUGAAUAAAAUAACGACUCGUACCACAUGCCGAUACCUUUGUUCAUCGGUAUGCUUUUUUGUUCAGAUACCUGAGCACACACCGGCAUACUUUACGAUCUACACACUUAUUCAAACACAGCUAAAAAAUACAACAAAAUUGAUCGAUCGAAAACUUUGUAGUUGUAAUUUAUAUGAUAUUUUUUU